Molecule: messenger RNA, 1139 nt
Organism: Triticum dicoccoides
Lineage: Eukaryota; Viridiplantae; Streptophyta; Magnoliopsida; Poales; Poaceae
Product: calcium-transporting ATPase 7, plasma membrane-type-like
Exons: 1
Cellular component (GO): plasma membrane; intracellular membrane-bounded organelle
Molecular function (GO): P-type calcium transporter activity; ATP hydrolysis activity; ATP binding
Source: RefSeq, a predicted model, not a curated record
AUGGCGCGGUCCCUGCCGCUGGACAAGCUGGCGCUGGUGCAGCGGCUGAAGCAGAAGGGGCACGUGGUGGCCGUGACCGGCGACGGCACGAACGACGCGCCGGCGCUCAAGGAGGCGGACGUGGGGCUAUCCAUGGGCGUGCAGGGCACGGAGGUGGCCAAGGAGAGCUCCGACAUCAUCAUCCUCAACGACAACUUCGACACGGUGGUGACGGCCACGCGGUGGGGGCGCUGCGUCUACAACAACAUCCAGAAGUUCAUCCAGUUCCAGCUCACCGUCAACGUGGCGGCGCUCGUCAUCAACUUCGUGUCCGCGAUCACCACGGGCAAGAUGCCGCUCACCACCGUGCAGCUCCUGUGGGUGAACCUGAUCAUGGACACCAUGGGAGCCCUGGCGCUCGCCACGGACACGCCCACCAAGGCGCUCAUGGACCGGCCGCCCAUCGGCCGCACGGCGCCGCUCAUCAGCAACGCCAUGUGGCGCAACCUCGCCGCGCAGGCGGCGUUCCAGAUCGCCGUGCUGCUGGCGCUCCAGUACCGGGGGCGGGACGUCUUCGGCACCGACGAGAAGGGUAACGGCACCAUGAUCUUCAACGCCUUCGUGCUGUGCCAGGUGUUCAACGAGUUCAACGCGCGGGAGAUCGAGAAGAAGAACGUGUUCGCCGGGGUGCUCAAGAACAGGAUGUUCCUCGUCAUCAUCGCCGUCACGCUCGUGCUGCAGGUGGUCAUGGUGGAGGUGCUCACCAGGUUCGCCGGAACCAAGAGGCUGGGGCUGGGGCAGUGGGGCGUCUGCCUCGCCAUCGCCGCCGUGUCGUGGCCCAUCGGCUGGGCCGUCAAGUUCAUCCCCGUGCCCGACCGGACUCUCCAUGACAUCCUCACGCGCCGGAAAUCCUCAUGAUUCGUGCAUUUCAUACCGCAGUGUUCAUAUUUUACAUAGCUUAGGUGAUUCUUUCAUACUGUGCAUUUGUUUAGUUCAGUAGUUAUUUGUCGAAUUGCAGUUUUCAUACUUCACAUAACCUAGGCGAUUCUUUCAUAAAUUGCUACUCAUUAUUUGUCGAAUCUUCUUAUAUAUACUUAAUACAAAUAUAUUUCUUUUAUUCAUCGGUAUUUCUCAAAUCCUCCAUUCAAACUGGCUACCGU